AAAUGAGUUUCGUCCUCGUCGGCAAGGCCGUGCUCUGCGCUUCCGCCACUCGCUCUUUCUUCCACCGCUGCUCUCCAGCGAGGGACUGCCGACGGCGGACGUCACUUGCCAGCGGCGGACAACCGCCGCCACUCGCCUUUCCAACGGUUCCAGACUUCGAGCUCUUCCGUAUCAAAGUCGGAUCGCCCUCGUCCUCCUUAUUUAGGGCUUGAACUAGAGCUCUCUCGCCACCCUAAGUUCCUUUCGACUGAAACUUCAGUCGAAUGGAAAGUUCAGAAGCUGAAGAGCCAGAGAGGAAGAAUCCUCAGUCGAACACUUCUCCUGCUGAUAACCGCACCGUUGACGCUUCUGUUCUCCAUUAUGAGAACCAAAAACUUGUGCAGCAAUUGGACAUACAAAAGCAUGAGUUGCAUGAUCUUGAAGCUAAAAUUAAAGGGCUAAGGGAGAAGCAAACUUCUUAUGAUGACACAUUAAUUAAAGUGAACCAACAAUGGAAUCAGUUGGUUGAUGAUUUAGUCCUUUUGGGAGUGAGAGCAGGAGGAGCUCAAGAUGCUUUGAAGAUGUUGAGUGAUGUGGAGGAUUGCCGUGGUUCCAUACCGUCAUCUCCGCCUGAGGACAUUUUUUUGUGUAGACUGCUACAGACAGAUUCUAUUGCAAGCACUUCUGGUGAUGGAAUUAUUGAAUUUGUUGAAGAAGCUCUUGCUUUGCGUAAGUUGUUGACGUCUGAAUUGAUGAAACUCCUGGAAGACACUAUUGGAGCUGAGAGAUCGAAAACUAUGACCAUGUUGCAAAAUUUGCAGGCAAGGGUUUCUGCAGAAGUACUGUUGUCAGAGAUCGAUAAAAUGAUGAAAGAGGAGGCUAAAAGUCUGCAUGAAGCCAUAGAUGUUCUCCACCUCAAGCAUAAAGAAUACGCUGAAGACAUUCAAAUCUAUGUUAGAAGUCAUUCGGAAGAUGCGUCUGAGAUUAAACGCGUUGAAGGUGAGCUGGAAGAAAGCAUGGCAGAACUAGAAGAAAGUAGAAGGAAGCUUAUCAAUCUAAGAAUGCAAAUGGAUGUUGCCUCUGGAGCUCAUAGCCCUGCUGCAGGUUCUGUCCAUGGAAAUUCAUCACCUGAAAAGCCGGGAGAUAAGAUGCUCUGUUUGCGGGAAUUAAAGGAUUCCAUUGAAGAAAAAAAGAUUUUGGCAGCUGAUCGACUUUCUGAGCUUCAAGAUGCACGGGAGUACAAUGCAACUUUGGCAAAACAAUUGCAAGAUGUUCAGAGUGAGUUGAAAGAUGAAAAAUAUGUGCUUUCAUCUCGAUUUUUCUCUCUGGUAAAUGAUCAGCUCCAGCAUUUCAAUGCUGAAGUGGAGCGCUACAAUGCAUUAACUGAUUCACUGCAGGCUGACAGGUCCUUUGUCAUAAGAAGAGAGAAGGAACUGAAUGCUAAAUUAGAGUCAGCAGAUGCUGCUAGAAAUGCCAUUGAUACUGAGUCUAGGCUUGGAGAUCUGGAGCUUCAAUUGCAGAAGUGCAUUAGCGAGAAAAAUGAUCUUGAGAUUAAAACGGAAGAAGCUAUUCAAGAUUCAGGGAGAAAAGACAUCAAAUCAGAGUUUCGUGUAAUGGUGUCUGCUUUGUCUAGGGAAAUGGGAAUGAUGGAAGCACAGUUGAGCCGAUGGAAAGAUACAGCUCAUGAAGCACUACUGCUACGUGAAAAAACCCAGUCGCUAAAAGCUUCUAUAACUAUGAAGUCUGAUGAGCGAAAGAGGUUAGCGGACCGAUGUACUAAACAGGAGGAGAAAAUCAAGUCCAUUAAAGAAUUGAUCGAGAAGCUACAGAAGGAAAAACUUGAACUUCAGAUCUUUCUGGAUUUGUAUGGAAAUGAGAGUUACGACAACAGAGAUGUUGCAGAUAUCAGAGAAUCAGAACGCAGAGCUCUAUUACAAGCUGAAGUCCUUAGAAAUGCUUUAGAGGAGCAUAGUCUAGAGCUGAGAGUUAAAGCUGCCAAUGAAGCAGAAGUUGCUUGUCAACAAAGGCUUUCUGCCGCUGAAGCUGAAAUAGCAGAGUUGAGGGCCAAACUGGAUGCAUCUGAGAGGGAUGCUUCUGAGCUCGCUGAAGCGAUUAAGAUAAAAGAUGCAGAGGCAGAGGCAUAUAUCUCUGAGAUUGAGACCAUAGGUCAAGCAUAUGAAGAUAUGCAGACACAGAAUCAGCAUUUAUUACAACAAGUGACCGAAAGGGAUGACUAUAAUAUUAAGCUGGUUUCGGAUAGUGUGAAGACGAAGCAGGCUCAAAACUCUUUACUCUCAGAAAAACAGGCAUUAGUUAAGGAACUUGAACAGGUUAACUCGUCAGUAGAAUCUUUGAAGUUGAAGAUUUCUCAUGGUGAAGAGCAGAUGAAGGUUCUUCUGUCGGAGGCUAUAAAAUCUAGUCAAGAAGAUAGGCACUUUGCAAUUAGCCUGGAAGGUGCAAAGUCAGAGUUAGGUGAUGCUGAGAAGGAGUUGAAGUUGCUUAAAUCUGCAUUUGCUUCGUCUGAGAAGGAAUAUGACCAGAUACAAUGGGACCUGAAUGAGAUUCAGAUGAAACUAGACAAUGAAAGAGAGGAGCGGAAGAAGCUGGAGGAAGAGAUUGUGGAGUGUAACAACAAGGUUGCUGAAUUGACUGCUGAGAGUGGAGAGGCCGCGGUGAAGAGGCUCCAGGACGAAAUAAAGGAUUGCAGGGCAAUGCUUAAGUGCAGUGUGUGUCUCGACCGGCCAAAGGAGGUCGUAAUUGUGAAAUGCUUUCACCUGUUCUGCAAUCAGUGUAUACAAAGAAAUUUAGAAAUUCGCCAUCGAAAAUGUCCUGGAUGUGGUACUGCAUUUGGCCAGAAUGAUGUUCACUUUGUGAAGAUGUGACCAAACCAUCUGAUGAUUGCCAUGGUUAUGCCAAUUCCUUGGACUUGCUGAGACAAAGUAUGUAUGACUGCUUUGUCAGUCCGUAAAGCUCAACCUCAAUCGGAAGCUGGGCCAUUCACCAUGAUGUUAAUAGAUUUUGAGAUUUUGUGUUGAUAGGCACGAAAAGUGCAAACAGAAGACAGGUUGAGGCAGGAAAUGAUUUAUAGCACUUGCCUGGCCCCAAUUGUAAAUUGUUCAAUUUACCCUCAACAUUACAGGUGUCAAAUUGUCGCUCCGCAGCAACUUUAGAAGAAUGCAUCAUCCCCAUGUCAUUGUCCAACUCAAAAGCAGCAUAAACUGUUUCUCAGUUUAACGU
Molecule: messenger RNA, 3216 nt
Organism: Rhodamnia argentea
Lineage: Eukaryota; Viridiplantae; Streptophyta; Magnoliopsida; Myrtales; Myrtaceae
Product: E3 ubiquitin-protein ligase BRE1-like 2
Exons: 19
Coding region: 264-2861 (865 amino acids)
Cellular component (GO): nucleus; HULC complex
Molecular function (GO): metal ion binding; ubiquitin protein ligase activity
Source: RefSeq, a predicted model, not a curated record